Naegleria lovaniensis is the source of this 1818-nucleotide messenger RNA. RefSeq lists its product as uncharacterized. NCBI's taxonomy places the organism in Eukaryota, Heterolobosea, Eutetramitea, Acrasida, Naegleriidae. Gene Ontology annotation, biological process: transmembrane transport; nitrite transport. The coding region runs from base 1 to 1818 and encodes 605 amino acids. Gene Ontology annotation, molecular function: high-affinity secondary active nitrite transmembrane transporter activity. The transcript has 4 exons. The record is from RefSeq and is a predicted model, not a curated record. Gene Ontology annotation, cellular component: membrane.
AUGUUGAGUGCCACUCCUUUUGCGUCCCGAGAAAACAGUACCAACAAUUUGACACCACCCUCUUCAGUAUCCUCUACCUCGGGUCAACAACCUUCUCUUCAGCACCAACAACAACAUCAACCACCCUCUCAUCAUCAUCACUCCCAACAUGCUGAUAUCAGACGUGUGCUCAGUCAAGGAAAUGUCGACGACGUGAUACAAGAUGAAUUUGCAGCAGAUACUCUUGUUGAGUUUGAUGAAUAUCCUUUGAAUCAUCAUCAUCGAUAUCAUCAUCCACGUCAACCACAGGAUCAUGAUCCAUCUCAUAUCAGGUCUAGACCUAAUAACAACAACAAUGAACCACUCUCUACCUUACCUUCAUCAUCCUCUUUCAAUUCUUUAUCAAGUGCUUUGGAUGGUCAUCAUCAACAUGUUCAUUACUCUUUGGAUGAAAACAAUGUGUUGCAAAGUACGAAUAGGAAUCAUCAGCAUCAUCAUUGGAGAGGACAACAACAACAUCUCACGAAUCGAAAAGCACAACCACCAACUAUGACGACAACGACCUUUCCUUCAUCAUUGAGCUCAAUCUCAGAUCAUAAUGCUGCAACAAGAACAACAUUGGUAGAAUCCAAUCCUCAUGAAGAUCAUCAUCAUUAUGAAGACGAUCAUCAUCAUCAUGACGACACUCACAAUAUGGUCUUGCUCAUUCCCAAAGAAUCAACAUGUUCCGAACAACAACAACAAGAUACAUCACCACAUGAUCAUGACAUUCAUCAACAAGAACACAACCAAGAACACCAUUCCAAUAUUCUCAUUGAUAAAUAUCUCAGUUUUGAACAACAUUUACUUCGUCGAAGUGAUAAAAAAAGAGACAAUCAAUAUCGAACUCAAUUAGAAUUAAUUACUGCCAUUGAUGAACAUUGUGAUAGUGUUCUUCAUACCUAUUCAUGGUUUCGAUUAUUUAUAUUAUCCUUAAUGGGUGGAGUCUAUGUAGCCAUUGGAACACUCACAAGUGGUCUCAUUUCAAGUGAUCUCUCAAGUAAGGCUUUACAAAAAUUAUUAAUAGGAAUAGCCUUUGUUGGUGCAUUUACAAUGAUUAUAUUCAGUCGUUCCAUUCUCUUUACUGAAGUGAAUAUUUCAGUGAGUGUUCAUUUAUUUAAAAGUGAUCUCAUUGGAAUUAUUCGAAGAUCCAUUUAUUGGUUGUAUAAGGCUAUCUUUACAUGUUGUAAAAAUCACAUGCAUGUCAAAAUUAGAAGAAUCUCACAUAAGAGUAUCAAAUUAAUGACAGUACUCUAUUCACUUCGAUUAUGGGGUAUUGCUAUUAUUGGAAAUGUAUUAGGAACAGUAUUGAUGAGUGCCAUUUUGAAUGGUAGUUUUGUUUGGUAUGACAAUAUUUCCAUGAUUCAAUUUCUUGCAAGUACAACCUAUAAGAAAGUUCAUACCUUUUCUGUGAGAGGUGUGAAUGGAUGGUUUUCAUGUCUGUUAUCUGGAAUGAUUGCUAAUUUCAUGAUUGGAGUAGCAACUUUAUUAUGUAGUUCAUCAACAACAAUUGUGGGCAAGAUUAUUGCACUUUCAUUUCCUAUCAUUGCAUUUGCUGCUUUAGGAGUUCAACAUGCACCUGCAAAUCUCGGUUAUUUUUCACACAUUUUCAUUUGGAAAGAAUUAUUUGGUAUGGAAACCAUUUCCAACAUGACCACCAUUACACCUGAAAUUUAUUACAUUUCUGAAGAGAUUCAAUGGUGGGAUUCAUUGAUAUGGAAUGUCAUUCCUGCUGGAAUUGGAAAUGCUAUUGGUGGAGUAUUCUUGGCAUUUAUUUUUGUUUAUACUUUUAUCAAGUAA